Messenger RNA from Dichomitus squalens LYAD-421 SS1, 603 nucleotides. RefSeq lists its product as uncharacterized. The transcript has a single exon. The record is from RefSeq and is a predicted model, not a curated record. The coding region runs from base 1 to 603 and encodes 200 amino acids. NCBI's taxonomy places the organism in Eukaryota, Fungi, Basidiomycota, Agaricomycetes, Polyporales, Polyporaceae.
AUGGGAAGGAUAUGCCCAUUCCCGUCCCCGGCGUUCGUGUCCAGAAUCGCCCGCCGUGCUUCAAUUUUCGCUUCUAGAACGCACGUCGUAUAUCGUACACUUGCGCACCUUCCGUUAUAUGGCCAAUCUGUCUCUGUUCCUGCUCCUUGCUUCUGCCCAAACCUCCCCUGCUCCCCUCCUACCUUCGUCUUCCCCGCCCACCCCGCUGUCGCCCCUCCAUCUCACAGGGCACUCGUAGGCUAUCUGUCAACGACCGCCACUUCCCCCGAUCCCCGCUCUACAGCGACCGCUCCCUCCAAGUCCGACGUGCCUGUCACUGGGCCUGGUCUCACUUGCUCCCCCCCCUCGUCGCCCAAGACAAUGAACCGAGACAUGGCGCACGCCCCUGCCAACGCCCCCGCCCACUACGCCCUCCUCGCGUAUGCCCAGGAGAUGCACCAGUACACGCUCGAGCUCUGGACGGAGCUCAGCAACAAGCUCGACGCCCAAGGCCGCCCCGCAGCGACCCCCACUCGGGAUCUGCCCAGGAACGUGUAUGAGCAACUGCCUCAAGGCGGCGCGUCCCCGGACGACACCGACGCCGAAUCGCCGCAGGACGAAUAG